AUGCAAUCUCUCACGCGCUCUCUCACGCGCUCUCUCACGCACCCCCUCACGCGCUCUCUCAGACGCUCUCUCACGCGUUCCCUCACGUGCUCUCACACGUGCUCUCUCACGCGCCCUCUCACGCACGCGAUCUCUCAUGCACACUCUCACGAGCUCUCUCAUGUUCUCUCUCACGUGCUCUCUUACACGCUCACUCUCACGUGCUCUCUCACCCGCUCUCUUACACGCUCUCGCACGCACACUCAAAUGCGCACUCUCACGCGCUCCCUCACGCGCUCCCUCACGCGCUCUCUCACGCGCUCUCUUACGUGCUCUCUCACGCGCUCUCUCACGCGCACUCUCACGCGCUCUCUCACGCGCACUCUCACGCGCACUCUCACGCGCACUCUCACGCGCUCUCUCACGCGCUCUCUCACGCGCUCUCUCACGCGCUCUCUCACGCGCUCUCUCACGCGCACUCUCACGCGCUCUCUCACGCGCUCUCUCAUGUGCCCUCCCACGCUCUCGCACGCACUCUCGCACGCGCUCUCGCAUGCGCACUCUCACGCGCUCCCUCACGCGCUCUCUCACGCGCUCUCUCACGCGCUCUCUGACGCACUCUCUCACGCGCUCUCUCACGUGCUCUCUCACCCGCUCUCUCACACGCUCUCGCACGCGCUCUCGCAUGCGCACUCUCACGCGCUCCCUCACGCGCUCUCUCACGCGCUCUCUCACGCGCUCUCUGACGCACUCUCUCACGCACUCUCUCACGCGCUCUCUCACGCGCACUCUCACGCGCUCUCUCACACACUCUCUCAUGCAAUCUCUCACGGGCUCUCACGCUUUCCCCCGCGCUCCCUCUCGCGCACUCUCUUGUGCAUUCUCUCUCAUGCGCUCUCUGACGCACUCUCUCACGCACUCUCUCACGCGCUCUCUCACGCGCUCUCUCACGCGCUCUCUCACGCGCUCUCUCAUGCGAUCUCUGACGGGCACUCACGAAUUCCCCCGCGCUCCCUCUCGCGCACUCUCUUGUGCAUUCUCUCUCACGCGCUCUCUGACGCACACUCUCUCGCACACUCUCACGCACUCUCACGCGCUCUCUCACGCGCUCUCUCACGUGUUAGAGACUAA
Messenger RNA from Closterium sp. Yama58-4, 1110 nucleotides. Lineage: Eukaryota; Viridiplantae; Streptophyta; Zygnematophyceae; Desmidiales; Closteriaceae. The record is from the annotation of a GenBank genome assembly.